AUGAGAAAUAUAGAGCUUCUCGUCGUAUUCUCACUUAUUGGUGUAAGCCGGGCAGCGUCCUGCUGGCGAGACACCGUUUGCACGGGUCCUCUCGAGCCCGCCUUCCCAGGGUAUUGGGAUGAAUAUAAUUACGCGCCAGACACCCGCAGGGUGAAACCGAAGGCGAUUCUCUCGAGUGAUGCUUUAUCAUGUACCGCUUAUGCUGGGUCGGUUGUUCUCUCCUCAAAUACAGCACAAGCGGUCCUAGACUUCGGACUAGAAGUUGGUGGAAUCACAUCUUUCAACUACACGAGUGAUGGUCCCGCAGUAAUCAGCCUCUCGUGGACAGAGGCCAAGGAUUGGAUCGACUCCGACUCAGAUUACUCUAAUGGGGGGUCUACGCCUGAUGGCCAUCUCACUGUUACCAUAUCAAGAUCGGAAUCGGGGAGCUACGAAGUCCCGCUCGAGAAGCUGCGCGGAGGCUUCCGAUACUUUACUCUCUCCUAUUCUAACUCUACGAGCACCACUGUGAAUGUGUCAGACAUUCUCCUUGAGAUUAGUUUUCAGCCGACAUGGUCCAACUUGCGGGCGUACCAGGGGUACUUCUGGAGCAGCGAUGAGAUGCUGAACAAGAUCCGGUACGCCGGGGCUUAUACUCUUCAGACCAACACUGUGCCCGUAAAAACAGGAAGGGCAAUCCCGAUGGUCAAGAACACAUGGGCGAAUAACGGGACACUCGGUAACGGGAGCACAAUCAUCGUCGAUGGAGCGAAGCGCGAUCGAGCUGUCUGGCCUGGAGACAUGGGCGUUGCUGUGCCCUCCACCUUUUACAGUGUAGGCGGGCUUGAUAGCGUUGCGAACGCGCUGCAGGUUAUGUAUGACUAUCAAAACAAGGACGGCUCCCUGCCCGAGGCUGGUCCACCACUACUACAGCAGGGGAGCGACACGUACCACAUGUGGACAAUGAUUGGAACGUACAACUACGUUCUUUAUGAGAAUGACACUAAUUUCCUCACUCUCAACUGGGAUCGGUACCAGCAGGCAAUGGAAUAUGUCUAUGGGAAAGUUGAUGAAGUCUCUGGUCUGCUCAACGUCACCGGCACAAGGGACUGGGCGCGUUUAGUACAGGGCUUCAACAACAGCGAGGCGAACAUCAUUCUUUAUCGCACUCUGACAACGGGUUUCUAUCUUGCGACUCUUAUUGGAGACAACGACCUCAGUGUGAUAUAUAAGGACCGUGCGGCCGCUCUCUCGACCGCGAUCAACACCCACUUGUGGGAUCCAUCAUACGGCGCGUUUCGGGACAAUGCGACUGACACGACCCUCUACCCACAGGAUGCAAACUCUCUUGCUGUCCUCUUCAAUGUCACAACCAGAAAGCAAGACCAAAGCAUCUCCUCCCGACUAGUUGAGAACUGGAACGCCAUAGGCGCGGUGUCACCCAAACUGCCAGGGCAAAUCUCGCCCUUUAUAUCAUCCUUCGAGAUACAGUCCCGCUUCCUUGCUGGCAACGCCACGCGCGCGCUCGAUCUUAUCCGCCGUUCGUGGGGGUGGUAUCUCGACCAUCCCAAUGGGACCUCAUCUACUAUGAUCGAAGGCUAUCUAGCGGACGGCUCGUUCGCAUAUCGUUUCAACCGUGGCUAUAGCGAUCCAAGCUAUACCAGCCACGCCCACGGCUGGAGUUCCGGGCCGACUAGUGCUCUCACGAACUAUGUCGUGGGCUUGGAGGUGACGGGUCCGGCUGGGCAGGAAUGGUCAUUUGCGCCACAGUUCGGUGACUUGGCGUUCGCAGAAGGCGGGUUUAGCACUGCGCUUGGAAAGUUUCGUGCAAGCUGGGCGAUCGCGGACGUCAGUAAGUCCUAUAGCUUUAAUAUCAGCACGCCAGAAGGGACUAAAGGGGUAGUUUUGCUACCACGAAUAAGUGAUAGUCAGAAGGUAAAUAUCACUAUUGACGGGACGUCUAGCGUGUACGAAGUUGAGACGGUGAACAAGUUCACGGGCUACACGUUGAGACUAGACGGCGGCGUGAAUCAUGGUGUCGUCCAGGAGACCGUACACAGGUAA
This is a messenger RNA of Xylaria bambusicola, 2043 nucleotides long. RefSeq names its product Six-hairpin glycosidase-like protein. Gene Ontology annotation, biological process: carbohydrate metabolic process. The record is from RefSeq and is a predicted model, not a curated record. The coding region runs from base 1 to 2043 and encodes 680 amino acids. NCBI's taxonomy places the organism in Eukaryota, Fungi, Ascomycota, Sordariomycetes, Xylariales, Xylariaceae. The transcript has 4 exons.